Molecule: messenger RNA, 2860 nt
Organism: Mus pahari (shrew mouse)
Lineage: Eukaryota; Metazoa; Chordata; Mammalia; Rodentia; Muridae
Product: zinc finger protein 709-like
Exons: 4
Coding region: 154-1836 (560 amino acids)
Biological process (GO): negative regulation of transcription by RNA polymerase II
Molecular function (GO): DNA-binding transcription repressor activity, RNA polymerase II-specific
Source: RefSeq, a predicted model, not a curated record
GGAGGAGCGGAAGUUCCUCACCCUCCAUCUUUCUUGCUGGCAUCUCCCUCCUCCUCGCUUUCACCUGAGGAAGUCCAAGUUGCUGAGCCUCGGCGGCCGUGUGAGUGCCUGUUCCGGAGCCUCUGUGGAGCCGCGGCAGGCCCGGGCACAGACAUGGAGUCGGUAACUUUUGAGGAUGUGGCUGUGAACUUCACCCUGGAGGAGUGGACUUUACUGAAUCCUUCACAGGAAAAUCUUUACAGAGCGGUGAUGAGAGAAACCAUCAGGAACCUGCAUGAUAUAGGACAGAAAUUGGGAGAACAGAACACUGAAAAUGCAUACAAAAAUCCUGGGGGAAAUCUAAGAUACCAAGUGGUAGAGAAGCUUUGUGAAUAUGAUGAAGAUAGUCAAUGGGAAGAAAUCUUCAGUGAGAUUCCAGAUCCUGUGGUGAGCCAGAAAACUGGAGAAAAGCCCUGUGAAAGCCAUGUGUGUGGAGAAGAUAUCACUGGUCAUUCAUCGCUAAAUGUGUCCCUCAGAGGUCAGACUAGAUGCAAAACACAUGAGUAUAAAGUACAUGGAGAGAAUCCAUGUAAAUAUAAAGACAGUGGAGUGGCUUUUGAUUCUCCCCAAAGCUUUCUGAAGCAUGAACAAAUUUACACACAAGAGAAACCCUAUGCCUGUAAACAGUGUGAUAAAGCCUUUAAGUAUCUCAGUUCUCUUCAAAAUCAUAAAAGGAUCCAUACUAGAGAAAGAAACCAUGUGUGUAAACAGUGUGGGAAAUCUUUUAAGAGACAGAGUAAUGUUCAAGUCCAUGAGAGAAAUCACACUGGAGAGAAACCCUAUGUGUGUAAGCACUGUGGGAAAGCCUAUAGUUCCUACAGUACCCUUCGAGCACAUGAAAGAAGUCACACAGGAGAGAAACCCUAUGUGUGUAAGCAUUGUGGGAAAGCCUAUACUUCCUACAGUACCCUUCGAGCACAUGAAAGAAAUCACACAGGAGAGAAACCCUAUGUGUGUAAGCAUUGUGGGAAAGCCUAUACUACCUACAGUACCCUUCGAGCACAUGAAAGAAGUCACACUGGAGAGAAACCCUAUGUGUGUAAGCAUUGUGGGAAAGCCUACACUUCCUACAGUACCCUUCGAGCACAUGAAAGAAGUCACACAGGAGAGAAACCCUAUGUGUGUAAGCAUUGUGGAAAAGCAUUCACUCAAUCCAGCUACCUUCGAAUACAUAAAAGAACUCACACAGGAGAGAAACCCUACAUCUGUAAGCAAUGUGGGAAAGCCUUUGCUCGUUCUAGCCACCUGCAAAUACAUAAAAGAAGUCACACAGGAGAAAAACCCUAUGUAUGUAAGCAGUGUGGGAAAGCCUUUGCUCAGUCCAGUUACCUUCACAUACAUCAAAGAAGUCACACUGGAGAGAAACCUUAUUUAUGUAAGCAGUGUGGGAAAGCCUUCACUCGUUCUAGCCACCUGCAAAUACAUAAAAUAACUCACACUGGAGAGAAACCCUACUCAUGUAAACUUUGUGGGAAAGCCUUUACUCAUUCUAAUUACCUUCAGAUACAUAAAAGAAUUCACACAGGAGAAAAACCUUAUGUGUGUAAGGAAUGUGGGAAAGCCUUUGCUCGUUCCACUUCCCUUCACAUACAUGAAGGAACUCACAGUGGAGAGAAACCUUAUGUAUGCAAGCAAUGUGGGAAAGCCUUCACUUUGUCCAGUUCCCUUCGAAGGCAUGAUGUAGUUCAUUCAGAAGAGAAACCCUAUAUUUGUAAGUGUUGUGGGAAAACCUUUGGUUGUUACAGUAGUGUUCAGAAACAUGAAAAGACUCAUAGAGAAAAGACUCUGUUAAUGUAAUAAAUGUGGGGAAACUUAGUUGCUCUGAUUCCUUUCAAAUACAUGAUAUAGCUGAUACUAAAAAGAAACUCAAGGUUUGUAUCCAUUAUGGAAUGCUUUCAUUGACCCUAGUUCUUUUUGAUACCAUGGAAGGAUUCACACUAGAGAAAAACUUCUGGAUAUAAUACAGAAAAAUAUUCACUUAUUCUGCUUCUUUAGCAAACAUAGAAAAACUUACACUGGAGAGAAAUCCUAAAUAUAAAAUGUGGAAACACUUCAUUAUCACUUAACCUUCUAAAAUUCAUGAAAAUGCAUAAUCCAUAGCAUGAGGAGAUGUUUUCGAUCCAUUUGCAAAUGCAAAAUAACAGUAUGGAGAGAAAACCCUUGACUAAAAAUGAUAUACCAAGAAUAGGAUCUUCAGAUGGCCACAUACAACAAUGCACAUGGAAUCAGAAGAUUAAGUAUGAAAAACACAUAGCAGUUUUCUGUUUUUCUGUGUGCGAUGGCAUAUGCCUAUAAUUCCAGUACUACGGAAGUGUAAAACUAAAGAUCAAGAGCUUUGAGUUCUGGGCUGUGUUGUCUACCUGAUAAAAGAAAUUUUUGUGUGUUAUUUUUCUUUAUUCUUAAUCAUUUCAAUCGUAUAUACAAUGAGUUAUGAGCAUAUUACUCCAUUUUCUCCAACCCAUUAAAUCCAGUUACUGUUACUCAUGUGUACAUGAGCAUAGCUACUUCCUCAGAAGCUGUCAACUGUCAAUAACUCCUCAGUAAGGGUUGAAGGUUCAAGAUAUCUACAUUAUCAAUGCUAGAAUUUUGGCUGUCUUAACCCAAUGUAGUUAAUCACAAAUACUACAAAUUCAUGGAUGUAAUAGCCAAUAGUGAACAAAAGACUGCAUUUCACAGUACUCCCAUCCUCUGACUUGUAUUCUUUCUACCUCCUAGAAAAUUGUCUUUAAUAAAGUUUGAUUGUUGUCUUGGUUAGUGUUUUAUUGCUGUGAAGAGACACCAUGAUUUAAUUGGGGUUUGGUUACAGGUUCAGAGGUUUAGU